AUGCCGCGGGGGUUCCUGGUGAAGCGGAGCAGGAGACCGGGGAGCUCUUACCGGGUGCGCCCUCCAGGAGGGCCCCCUCCUGCGCCCCGCCUGGAGGAAGCGCCCCGCGUCCCAGUGCCUGUGCCGGAGCCUUCGCAUCAUCACCAUCAUGAUCAGCAGCUGCCUCAGCCAAACUUCCUUCUGGCGGCCGUCUGGGGCGCGGGAAGCUCGAACACCGCAGCCCCGGCAGCGGGAGAGUCGCAGCGCUGCGCCCGCUCUCCCGCCUCGGCGGAGUCCUUCCCGCUGGGGCCUGGCUUGGCGGCGGCGGAGAAGCUUCCUCUGCUUCCUCGCACGCCCCUGCCCUUGCCCUUGCCUGUGCCUCUCCCCCUGCCUGCGGCACCGCUUUGCCCCGCUGCGGCGCUCAAGCGGCCACCCAGAGCCAAGGCGCCGCCCGCCAAGAAGCCGAAGGCCGCGCGUAAGCUGAGCUUCGCCGACGAAGUGACCACAUCGCCGGUCCUGGGGUUGCGGAUCAAGGCGGCGGUCGAAGGGGGCGCCGAGCGGCCUCGUGGGGCCCGCCCGACACUGCUGGGGGAGUUCGUCUGCCAGCUGUGCAAGGAGCCCUACGCUGACCCCCUGGCGCUGGCCCAGCACCGCUGCUCGCGGAUCGUGCGCGUCGAGUACCGCUGCCCGGAGUGCCACAAGAUCUUCAGCUGCCCGGCCAACCUGGCCUCUCACCGCCGCUGGCACAAGCCGCGCCCGCCCGCCUCCGCCGGCCCCGCCCAGGACAAAGAGAACAGCCGCGGGGAGGCCGGCCCCGGCACCGUCGAGGGCUCUGGCCUGGGCGCUCCCUCUGGCGAGCUCUUCCUCUGCCCCUAUUGCCACAAGACCUUUCGGCGCCAGGCGUACCUGCGCAAGCACCUGGGCACCCACCAGGCCCCCGGCGGCGUCAGCUACGGCGGCAGCCCCCCACCUUCCCACCCGCCUCCGCAGCAGAUCACCUUCCCCUGCCACUUGUGCGGGGCGCACUUCCCCUCGGCCGACAUCAGGGACAAGCACCGGCUGUGGCACGCCCAAAUCUUCUCCUGUAAGCAUUGCCCCUCCACUUUCUUCAGCUCGCCCGGCCUAACCCGGCACAUCAACAAGUGCCAUCCCUCGGAGAACAGGCAGGUUCUCCUACUGCAGAUGCCCGUCAGGCCAGGCUGCUAG
Rhineura floridana is the source of this 1185-nucleotide messenger RNA. It is a transcript of the gene INSM2, whose product is annotated as INSM transcriptional repressor 2. Gene Ontology annotation, cellular component: nucleus; transcription repressor complex. Gene Ontology annotation, molecular function: RNA polymerase II cis-regulatory region sequence-specific DNA binding; DNA-binding transcription repressor activity, RNA polymerase II-specific. Gene Ontology annotation, biological process: negative regulation of transcription by RNA polymerase II; neuron differentiation; regulation of cell cycle process. NCBI's taxonomy places the organism in Eukaryota, Metazoa, Chordata, Lepidosauria, Squamata, Rhineuridae. The record is from RefSeq and is a predicted model, not a curated record. Bases 1 to 1185 code for a protein of 394 amino acids. The transcript has 3 exons.